AUGUUCGCAACACAGCAAGACCAAGAAAAUCGCAUCGCGCAUCAAGCUGGGAUUACCAAACAACUCCCAGCAAAGACACCCGGCGCUUUGUACCCCAAAACGCCGUUGAAGGUUCCACUCAACGAUGAGAACACCACUCGAGUGUUUGGCGGAAAGGGCACGAUUGUAAAAGGCGAUAAUGGCUUCACCAAGGGAGCUCGGGCAAACAUGAUGACACCCGCCCCUCGAACUGCCAGAGCGCCACUCGGGAACAAAACUACCAACGCAAAGGCAAGAGCGACACAACAGACCGGAGGAGGCAAGGAACUAGGCGGCGAUCUGAAGUCAACCGUGAAACCAACGACGACCCUCCUUCAGAAGCAGGCCGCACCGCAGACCCAAGACUCCAAGCUGGAAGUGCAUGUUGACACCAAGCCGAAACAUGACGAAGAAGAGGAGAUCGAGUACUGUCCUCCUCCGGCCCAGGAUCUUCCGUACGAGUCCGACGUCCUCCCUGCGCACGCCCUGACCUUCGAGUCGCUGAAGCCUGAGAACAUGUUCAAGGGAUACUACGAGUAUUACUAUAAGAAAGUGGACGACAAUGGCAUGACAGCCAAGGAGAGGGAGAUGGCAGAGCGGCAACAACGCAACUUUGCACGCGGCGACGAACAAAUCACGAAAGACAUGGAGGCAUUCGAUUGGAGUAUUGGCGACGUUCCUGAGAGCAAGGAUGUCUUUAAGAAGACUCAAGUGGACGCAUCUGCAGUUGCUCGUUCUGGAGAAACUAAGAAGAUUGGAUGCCUACCAAGCAGGCCGCCCAGUACAUUGGUAACCCGAAGAGCUGCUUCCGCUCUGUCCCAUACUUCCGCGAGGGAACGAAGCAUAUCCCGCCCACAGUUGAAUAGCAAGCCCUCUUUGACGGCCGUUAACAAAGGCAGUCUCUUUGCGCGCAAGCCGUCUUUAUCAAAUGCAAGCCACGCCAGAACCCUGUCGAAGGACCGUCCAACCUCCACUGCGGCAUCUCGGAACACUCUAGGAUACACCAGAGGCAGAUCUGUUUCCGAAGCGACAAGACCGGCCAGCGCUGCUGCCAGUAGUCAACAGCAACCGGGGCCAAGGCCUCGUAAUUUCUCCCGCACCAGCAGUCUGGUGUCGAAUGGGUCAGACAGCACCAUCACACCGGCUCGGUUUGCGCAGGCUCAGACAACACAGGAGGUCCAGAAGCCACUUGGGCUCCUGUCCAUCUUCACCCAUGAUGAGGAAGGAGAGCACAGUGACCAUGAGACCGUGCCACAUUUUGACGAUUCCGAUGAUGAUUUCCAGCUCUCUACCGACUUCUGA
Messenger RNA from Sordaria macrospora k-hell, 1320 nucleotides. RefSeq lists its product as uncharacterized. The record is from RefSeq and is a predicted model, not a curated record. Lineage: Eukaryota; Fungi; Ascomycota; Sordariomycetes; Sordariales; Sordariaceae.